UACGCGAGUUUGUAAAUAUCAUUUAAAGAACCGGAUCGUUAGUAUUCGGUUCAUCGGGGGUGACGAUCGAACCGGCCAGUCUGGUCCGAUUUUUACAUUUGAUGUUCAUGUCCUUAUUUUGUUUUGAGUGACACAAUAACAUGAUGUAAGGUUUGGAUUCAUAUCAUACUUGAUGCAGUGAAUAUUAAUUUACCUUUAUUCUCGGUUUUGAAAUAUGUGUGUAUUAAUUUAAAUUUUUCCCAUGGUGGUUGUCCCGGCAGAAAUUCCUAUUGUCGCAGAUGGUGAAUUUGCUGUUGGGAUGGAGUUCAAUUUCAGGGAAGCUGUUAUUAAGGUGAUAAAAAAGUAUACCAUACGACGAAGCGUAGACUAUCGGGUGUAUGAGUCUGAGCCGUUGACAUUUUAUGCCAAGUGUACACAGUAUGGGUCAGAGUGUGAUUGGCUUAUCAGAGUUAGUCUGAUCAGCAGGAAGUACUGUUGGGUUAUAAGGAGGUAUAAUGGUAGUCAUACCUGUACCAGAGCCACCAUUUCACAGGAUCAUUCGAAGCUGGAUUCCAUCACAAUUGCAUAAGCAAUAAAGCCAUUGGUUGAGGCUGACCCCUCCUUAAAGGUAAAAUCGGUUAUAGCAGAAGUGUAAUCGAAGUUCAACUACACCGUUAGUUAUCGGAAAGCAUGGUUGGCUAAGCAAAAGGCAGUUGUAAAAAUAUUUGGAGGUUGGGAAGCAUCGUCCGAAGCGUUGCCUAUAUGGUUUGAGGUCAUGUGUCAUAAGGAGCCAUCAGCUGUUGUCCAUUUUUGAGACUAUGCCUGCAUAUCAAGGCGAUGACUUGGUCGGUGAUAUUCGAGUACUGCAUAGAGUAUUUUGGAGUUAUUACCCCUGCAUCAGAGCAUUCAGACAUUGUAAGCCAGUUGUCCAGGUGGAUGAGACUCACUUGUACGGAAAGUAUAAGGGUUGUCUACUAGUCGCAGUUUCACAGGAUGACAACAACAAUAUCGUCCCAAUUGCGUUGGCUAUUGUCGAGGGAGAAACUUCUGAUGCAUGGCACUUUUUCCUUAGUAACCUGCGUCAACAUGUUGUCACUCAGAAUGGUGUGGGACUAAUAUCCGACCGACACGAAUCUAUCAAUGCAGCUGUGGAACGCAGUAACGGAGCUUGGUCACCUCCUAGAACUUUUCAUAUGUUUUGCAUCACGCAUAUAGAGUCGAAUUUUUUGAGAAAGUUCAAGGCACCGUACCUGAAAAAUUGGUCGUCAACAUUGGAUAUUCGAGGACGGUGCGGGAGUACGAAGUGCGUUACCAGCGUUUACGGGAACGGGGCGAGGGGUAUACAAACUGGUUAAACUGAAUUCCUCGCGAACAGUACGCAUUGGCAUUUGAUGGUGGCUACCGAUAGGGUCACAUGACGACGAAUCUAGUGGAAUGCAUCAAUUCAGUAUUGAAAGGUGCACGCAAUCUCCCCAUUACUGCUCUUGUGAAGGCAAUAUUCUACAGGCUUAAUGAGUUGUUCACCCGAAAAAGAGCGGAGGCGGAAGCCCGGAUUAAUGCUGGCCAUGUGUUUUCUGAUGUCGUGACGUCGAAGUUGCAUGCAAACCAACUUGCAUCAAGAAACAUUCAGGUUAGUUGCUUUGACCGACAAAAUGAAGUCUUCGAGGUGCGUGAGAUGCCAAGUGGAUUGGACUUUGCAGUCGACCUACGUGGCAUUCGAUGUGACUGUGGUGAGUUCCAGGUGGACCGGAUCGCCUGUAGACAUGUGUUCGCAUGUUGUGCCAACCAGCGACUGGAUUGGCAAGUGUAUGUGCAUGAUGUGUACAAGAUGGACCAAAUCCGACAGGUGUACCGAGCAAAGUUUAGGCCACUAGGUAAUCCUACUACAUGGCCUGCUUACAACGGACCUCAGUUCAUACCAAAUCCGUACUGAGACGCGUCACGAAAGGUUGCCCCAGGAUGACACGCUUCUUGAAUGAGAUGGACACGCGAAUGUUACGUCAUCCUAGGCGAUGUAUGCUAUGUGGGGCUGAGGGACACAGUCGUAGCAGAUGCCGUCAGUUAGCGGGUGCAAAUGCCGACAGAGAUGCUCAGUAGAUUGACAUUUUAAGAUGAUAUUAUAUAUGUAGCAUUAUAUAGUAUGCAAAGAGUUGUCCGUUUGACUUAACAACGUAUGAUAUAUGUAACAUUGUAUAAUAUGACAUGAAUUCUCAUAUUGAGUUAACAUGACCUGAUAUAUGUAGCAUUAUAAAUUAUGACGAUCUAGCAUUAUAAGAUAUCUGUAGCAUUAUAUAAUAUGACAUCAAUUGUCCACCUCAUUUAUAAGGAUAUGAUAUCAAUAGCAAUAUAUGAACUUCAUUAAUACAUAAAUACUCUCAACAUACAAAGUAACCUGACCAUAGUCCAGCUAAUUAAUACAUAAAGACCAACACAUACAAGGAUAUUUAAACAUAGUCCAGUUCAUUAAUACGUAAAUAAGUUCAUUACACCACAACUAUUUUCUCAUUGACCACUUUACAUCCUUCACAAAGUUCUUGUAUUUCUUGGCGGCCUUUUUGAAAACAGAUGGAGUGUAGCGAUUAGCGCUACGACGUGGAGGAUCAAUCCUCAGAUUGUAACCUUUGGCUUUGUCAUCCGGAGUGUGUGCCUGAUCUGGAUACAAUUUGAUAAAAAUAAUAAAUAUAGUCCACUAGGUACUCAAAGCAACAUAGAAACCACAUAUCAUUUAGGAAAAACCAAACAGAAAUACCAUUUAUGACCACAAAAUAAAUAACUAAUCUAUCAUGUAGAGCAAAAUACACAACAUAAUACCAUCACUACGGGAUUCUUCGUCCUCAUCGAACUCCUCUAUUUCAUCCUCCUCAUCAUCGUUCUCGUCAUCCGGGUUGUCUACUAGAUACGCAUCGAUCUCUUGCUCGAGUGUGUUAGCAUUUUCUUCAAUGAGUCCCAUGGAAAUACGGUUAGGAUUUUGACUAUUAAGAACUCCACGUCCACCGUCACUCCUACUAGAGUCAACAGAUACAAACCUUCCAGAAGCCACCAAUGAGGUAUGGCACGGAUACCUCGCAUCCAACGAAUACAUAUCUGGCAUGAGCUCAGUUUGAUGGCCAUAUUGUGACUGUCCUGCAUCUCCAGCCAUGAACUCAAGCAACUGGCUAAAAGAACCUCCUUCGCCUGGUUCAAACUGUGACAUACCCCAAUAUUGUUGAUGCUGUGGAAAUGAUGGGUUGAAUUGUGUCUGAGGUACAUACUGGCCUGAGAACUGAGGUUGUUCUUGUGGAAGCGGAUUUGGAGGUGAUAUCUGCAGCAAUGUGGCUCCUGUUCUUCAUUGUCAUCAUCCAUAUCCUGACUACCCUCAUCGAUAUCCUUAUUACCCUCAUCCAUAUCCUGAUUACCCUCAUCAUUCUCUUCACCCACAAGAUUCGACAAGUUCAAGCGGUCUCCAAAUUUUGAUCGGUACCAAUGGAUGUAAGUAUCCAAUGGAUGCUGUGAAGGCAUGGGAAGCUCAGAAAGAACGUGGUUAUACCUGUUUGUCCA
Messenger RNA from Arachis ipaensis, 3516 nucleotides. Lineage: Eukaryota; Viridiplantae; Streptophyta; Magnoliopsida; Fabales; Fabaceae. The record is from RefSeq and is a predicted model, not a curated record.